UACGAAGAUUCCCCGCAUGUCUCGACAUCUUCGAGAGAACUAAUCUGCCAAAUUCAAGUGUAGAACCAAGCGCGGCUGUCCUCACUGCCCAACUUGCUUCGAUGAUGCCUGAGGGGCAAGAUGGCGAGAAUGCCAGUUUGGCACGAGUCCUCCUCCAAGCUCCUACACACUUGACGAUUACCGAACAUUAUAAAUUCCUUAUUUACCGGAUUUCGAAUAACAUGUGAUUUUCCGAAACCUCGAACGGCCUCCUCUGUUGGAUGAGGACAGUCAAUAUGCUCGAAGACUCAGGCAUCAUGAGUUUGGAACUCUCAGCUGGGAAACCCGCAGGUCCAACAAUCAAUGCGUUUGCUGAGAAGUUCUUCCGGAUGGCAAUGCUUGUGAUUAUUGAACUGACUGGAGGCUCCUCGCCAGGAUCGGGGAUGGACUUGUUGUACUUCGAUUUGCCGGAUUCCGAAUUCGACUUGAGGUUGAGGCGCAAAAGUUUAGUGGAGGCCGAGAAAGCAAGAAUGAAGAAGGUUGUGCUUUGGCUGCUGUCCUUGGGGCAAAGUCCAGACAUACAUAUCGGGGGGCAUUGGGCUCCAGACCCUGAUACACCACUGGGAAUUGCUUUGUCGCUUAAUGACCCGGACCUCGCGCUUCAGCUGCUGGAUGCAGGUGCUGAUCCAGCCUUUUCAUACACAGGGUUCCACAAAGCUCUGGGCGGCAAAUACGGCCGAUUCCCUGAUUUUGACCUCGAUGGAAAGAUGGCUGCAGUCUUCAAGCGACUCGCAGAUUCUGGCCUCCCCUUGGACGAAGAUCAUCAGGGGGAAUCGGCUUUGAUGCUCGCUGUUUGGCGCGGUAGUCUGACUGCGGCUGACAUACUGAUCCAGUCUGGAGCCAACGUCUUGUGGAGUUCUUAUGUUACCGGUCACUCUUUACUCUCCCAUACUAUUACUCCUAUCAAAAAAGCUAGCGUACUCGGGUACGCAGCCGCCUCCUGGGAGGAAGCGAGGGCGAUGGAACUCAUCAAGCUUUUGACGGAACAUGCGCAUUCAACAUGCCCAUCAACGCCAUUAUCGGAAUUUUUUGAGUUGGACGUUGUCAUGGAAGCUUCCUCGAAGGGUCACGUCUUGGUGCUCGAAUACCUUCAUCAGAUUGGGUAUGACAUUACUGGUGCUGAAAGCAAUGGGUUCACUGCCUUGCACGUCGCUGCAUCUGCAGGGCAUUACUGAGCCUGCAAGUGGCUUCUUGAUCACGGCUCUUUGGUAGACGGACCAGAACUGUCGAACAAGGUUCCGUCCCCUAUCAUCUUUGCAGCUUUGGGCGGCUGCGAGGAUGUCGUCAAACUUCUACAUUGGACAAGAGCUGAUCUCAACACCAGCCUGGUUUUCGAGGCCAAUGACGAUUUCUGGAUAACCCAGGCCUGGAUAUCCUAUUUUCACCUUCUCGCAUGGCGAGAUUCGCAUGCAGUUCGCCAAUUGGGGGGUAACUCCAUCAACCCAGCAGGU
Messenger RNA from Colletotrichum phormii, 1490 nucleotides. RefSeq lists its product as uncharacterized. NCBI's taxonomy places the organism in Eukaryota, Fungi, Ascomycota, Sordariomycetes, Glomerellales, Glomerellaceae. Bases 261 to 1214 code for a protein of 317 amino acids. The transcript has a single exon. Gene Ontology annotation, biological process: regulation of barbed-end actin filament capping. Gene Ontology annotation, cellular component: nucleus; cytoplasm. The record is from RefSeq and is a predicted model, not a curated record. Gene Ontology annotation, molecular function: protein binding.